This is a messenger RNA of Nerophis ophidion (straightnose pipefish), 1970 nucleotides long. Its product is annotated as putative nuclease HARBI1. Lineage: Eukaryota; Metazoa; Chordata; Actinopteri; Syngnathiformes; Syngnathidae. The transcript is spliced from 4 exons. Bases 272 to 709 code for a protein of 145 amino acids. The record is from RefSeq and is a predicted model, not a curated record.
CAAGAUCCUUUGCGCGCACGGCUUUAAAAUAUGUAUCAGCACCGCAGUAAUAACACAGAACGACUUCAAAUUGUUUUAGUGAGAUUAUAUAGUACCUGAAAGUCGGAGGGGUGUGGCCACAGGUGUGGUGACCGCCAGUGUCUCCGGUGGGAGGAGGUAAUCGUCCACAGCUGCUGCAGGAGGACGCAAGCUCCGCUCAUAACUACGGGACCGUCAGUAGCAGCUGAUCGACUGAUCUUAGGGAUCGAGUGUGUACUGCCUCCUCACAAGCAUGGAUGCCAGGUGGCCGGGAUGUGUGAAGGACUGCGGGAUCUUCAGGGAAUCCACGCUGCGCCAACGCUUCCAACAAGGCAUGAUUAGCGGCCUGCUGCUGGGGUAUCGGGGUUACGCCUGCCAGCCCUUUUUAAUGACGCCGCAUCCCGACCCCGUGCUGGAGCCACAGAAGCGAUUCAAUGUGGCUUUAGCCAAAACCCGGUUCAGGAUAGAAAUGACGUUCGCCUCGCUGAAGGCCAGAUUUUCAUGCUUGCACGCUUUAAGGGUGAGCAAAAUAAUCGCUGCCUGCGCUGUGCUGCACAACAUCGUAACUAUUUGGAGAGAAAAAGCCCCCGAUAUCACCUUGAAGCCGCACGCUGUUGUGGACUCCAUGGCGGUGGAUCACCCCGCCGGUUGUGCUGCCAGGGACGCCAUAACGCAAACCUUUUUUUCUUAGUUUUCAUGUCUUUUACUCCAUUGCAGUGGUCCCCAACCACCGGGCCGCAGAAUAAUUUUGUAUUCAUUUUUAUUAAAAAAAAUAUAUAUAUUUUUUUAAAUUAAAUCUGUUAAGAUCCGUACGGGGAUUUUCUCAUAUUAUUGUUGUUUCUGUUCCAUUUUCACAUGACUCUGCUGUUUAACAUGCUUAUUUCCUGUUUUUGUUCAUUACCAUGGUUACUCAUCAGUUCACCUGCUGCUCACGGCCCAGCACACCUGCUACAGAUAAUCACCCUCACUUUAUAAGCCGUCCUCUUUUGUUUGUUCAGCCUGGGUUCAUGAUUUGCUUUUCACGCAACGAGUUACGCCUGCAAUACUUUCAUGUAUGUAUAUUCUCGCUAAGCUUUUCACGCUAGCCAUUGUUCAUUCCAGUUCUCAUGCUGAAGGUUUUAUAUUCUCUUUUGUGCCUACGGGUCAGUUUAGUUUGCAUUUUGUAUCACCUAGUUCUCAUACUAGCGUCUUUGGUUUUCCUUUUGUUAGCUCCAGUGUUUUGUUUCUUAGAUCCUUGUUGUAGAAUAAAUCUGUUAAAACUUACCUUUGCUGUGUUCAAUUUUGACGCAUCCUCGAGGGAAUCGAACCCGGUACCACGAUGCCACUCCGGCGUAACAAAAAACACAAUAUACACUUACAAUUAGUGCACCAACCACAAAAACGUCCCUUUUUCAUGACAAAAACGUCCCUUUUUCAUGACAGAAGAAAAAAAGAGAAAAAAAAGGAUUCCCACCCCCGGGACGCAGGACAAAUUAUUAAGCGUCGACCGGUCCGCGGAUACAAAAAGGUUGGGGACCACUGCUCUAUUGGACAUUUGGUAAAUGGGUUGUACUUGUAUAGCGCUUUUCUACCCCUUUUUAAGGAGCCCAAAGCGCUUUGACAGUAUUUCCACAUUCACCCAUUCACACACUGACGGUGGGAGCUGCCAUGCAAGGUGUUCACCAGGACCCAUCAGGAGCAAGGGUGAAGUGUCUUGCCCAAGGACACAACGGACGUGACUAGGAUGGUAGAAGGUGGGGAUUGAACCAGUAACCCUCACAUUGCUGACACAGCCACUCUACCAACUUCGCCACGCCGUCCCCAUUUGUUAAAAAAAAUAUAUUUUCUAUUGCCUUAUUCUCAUGUUUAAUUUUUCCUCUUUAUAUGAAUUAUUUUUGUAAAUAUUCGCCAGUUUUUUUUAAUUUUAGUCAAUUUUUUCAGACAAACUCUUCACAUUGUCAACGCCAACCUGA